GUUCAUAAAACCUUUUGUUUUAAUUUGUCAACUUUUUGAUUAUAUAUUUUUGCAGAGCUAUUCUCUACAUCUUGUUAAUUAUCACUUUACCAAAGGAAAUUAUGCACGUAGAAAACAGAUCAAUGAAUGAAAAACUUUCAAAAACCAGGAGAAACUCUUCUCAGUCAAUCAACGCCCAGUCUGUAAAAUAUGAUAAAGCUAAAAUUGAUGAAAUUAUUGAAAGACUAGCUAACUUAGAUAAAAAUAAAUAUCCUGUUGAGUGUACAUCAGCAAGAAUAAUGUUGGGUUUUAAUCGAUACGAUUUUGGAUGUUCACCUGAGAGUAUUGCCAAACCGAAUAUGAAAAAGAUGACACAAGAAGAAAUUCUUGCAGUUAUUGAUCGUUUAACACAAUACGAUAUAACAAAAUGUCCUCCAGGAUCAAGAGGACAUGAAAAGAAACAAUAGCUGGUAUUUCUUCUUUCUUAAAAUAUCUGGUUAAACAGUUGACCUCUCUAUCUCACCUUUUCUUCAUGUAAUGUAUUUAACCUGUGAGGUGAUGAUCAUCAUCAGUUGUCAUCCUAGACAUCUUAAUCAGUGUAAUGUAUUGCAAAUAUAUAUAUCAUAAUAUUUGUAAGAUUGUAUGAUAGAAAGAGAAAUAUAUUUAAAUAUUUACCAAAGCUUAUCUAAAAGUUAUUUCACGUCAUAUGAAUUCAUUUCAUUUUUGUUUUUGUCAUCAAAUCAUGUGUUAAUCAGAAACUGUAAUAGUUAAAAGUGAAUGUACUUUAAUGCCUUUAAAGUAAGGGUCUCGUUUGAUUAUCUUGAAGCUACAAAUAUUAACUCAGAAAAAUUAAAACAAUAUACGUAAAAGAGAGGAA
Molecule: messenger RNA, 856 nt
Organism: Trichobilharzia szidati
Lineage: Eukaryota; Metazoa; Platyhelminthes; Trematoda; Strigeidida; Schistosomatidae
Source: the annotation of a GenBank genome assembly